AUGAAUAUAUAUACAAUUAUAGAAUUUAUUAAACUCUCUGAAUAAAGAGGUAUAGAAUUACUUAUUGAUACUUUGAUUAUUGGAAUAGAAAUAGGAAGAAAAAACAUUGAAAAUCAAAAUCAAAUUAAAUUAAUGGUUGAAUAACUAACAACACUGAAAAAAAAAAUUGAUUUAAACAUCUACUCACCUUUUUUAAGGGAUGAGAUAUUUGAUAGAGUGCUUAAUAAGAAUGAGAAGGUAUAAUAAAAUAUCAAUUCUUAAAGUUAGAUGAUAUUCUUAUUGAUUUACAAUUAGAGUUUCAAAGACAAUCAAAGAUAAAAUAAUAAAGUAAUAUUUGUGAAAUUUGUAAUCAACCUAUCAAUAACUUAAAUGAAAAAUUUAAUGCUUAAUGCAAACAUCAAUUUCACUAACAAUGUGUGACUCCUUUGAUUCAGGCUAUUGGAAAUAACAAUUGCUUUAAAUGUCCUUUAUGUGGUUAUACUACCUUACAAUAGGAAUUGGAAAGACAAAUCAAAGACAAUCACAAUAUAAAGAGAUCAUGUUGUCCUACUCCAUAAUGCACUAAAUAAUUUUCAUAUUUAGGAUAAGAAAUAUAUAGAUGUUAAGAAUGUGGAAAGAAAUAUUGUUUAAAAUGUCAAUCAUAGGGUCAUUUAGUUAAUCAAUGUAAUAAUUCUAUAAAAACUGCUAAAUUUGAAAUGGGUGAUAAUUAUAAGGAAUGUCCAAGGUGUAAAUUAUGGGUCAAAUAAAUAAAUGAUGAAAAAACAUUGCAUUGUACUUGUUAAUACAUUUUUUGCUUUGGUUGUGGUUAGAAAGAAGGAACUUGUAGUUGUAAUAAAGCUCCUGUAGGUAUUUUUCAAAGUUUAGCUUGGAUUAAAAGAAAGAUUAUAGGAUGA
Molecule: messenger RNA, 893 nt
Organism: Paramecium pentaurelia
Lineage: Eukaryota; Ciliophora; Oligohymenophorea; Peniculida; Parameciidae
Source: the annotation of a GenBank genome assembly